AUGAAACGAUCAGUUCGACCUCUGUUCAGCGCUCUACUCUUCGGCUUCCUCGCCGCAACGCUUAUCUGCAGAGUAGCGAUUCGUCGGAGAAGCUUCUCCUUCAGUUCCGCCAUAGCUGAGCUCGGUACUUCCGGUCUCAUGACUGAAGAAGUGGUUGUAUUCAACGAGACAUUGCUCGAAUUCGCCUCCAUUGAUCCCGGAGAACUCAAAUUCAAGCAAGAGGUCGAUCUGAUUUCCGAUUACGAUAACACUCGGAGAACUCACCGCCGCCAUUUCAGCUCCAUGUCGAGGCCGAUCGAUAGCCGCCAUGGGAACCGAGACAUUCCUUCCAAAUAUGCGGUAACGCUUCGCUCCCCUCAGUUUUAUCGUUACUGGUCAGAAUUCAAGAGGAAUUUACGCUUCUGGGCUCGUAGAAAAGCUUAUGAACCUAACAUCAUGCUAGAUUUGGUUAGAUUGGUUAAGAAUCCGAUUGAUUCUCACAACAACAACAAGAAUGGUGUUGUUUCGAUUUCGAGUGAAAGAUACUCAUCUUGUGCAGUGGUUGGGAAUAGCGGUACAUUGCUGAAUAGCCAAUACGGUGGUUUCAUCGAUAAACACGAGAUUGUGAUUCGAUUGAACAAUGCGAAAACACAGAGGUUUGAGAAGAGAGUCGGAUCGAAAACAAACAUAUCUUUCAUAAACAGUAACAUUCUGCAUCAGUGUGCAAGAAGGGAUAGUUGCCAUUGUCAUCCGUAUGGCGAAACAGUCCCCAUUGUCAUGUACAUUUGCCAACCGAUUCAUGUUUUGGAUUACACGGUUUGCAAGCCCUCUCAUCGAGCUCCUCUGGUUAUCACGGAUCCGAGAUUCGAUGUCCUGUGUGCUAGAAUAGUGAAGUAUUACUCGGUAAAGAGGUUCUUGGAAGAGAAAACAACGGAAGGGUUUCAAGAUUGGAGUAAAGAUCACGAAGGCUCGUUGUUUCACUACUCGUCGGGUAUGCAGGCAGUGAUGUUUGCAGUGGGGAUUUGUGAGAAAGUUAGUGUUUUCGGGUUUGGGAAGUUGAAUUCAACAAAGCACCAUUACCAUACUAAUCAGAAAGCAGAGCUUAAGCUUCAUGACUAUGAAGCGGAAUAUAAACUGUAUCGCGACCUGGAAUACAACCCCAGGGCCAUUCCAUUUUUGCCAAAAGGAUUCAAGUUUCCUUUGGUAAAAGUUUACCAUUGA
Arabis nemorensis is the source of this 1200-nucleotide messenger RNA. The record is from the annotation of a GenBank genome assembly. NCBI's taxonomy places the organism in Eukaryota, Viridiplantae, Streptophyta, Magnoliopsida, Brassicales, Brassicaceae.